AUGGCGCGACAAAGGGCGAUCUUGAAAUAUCGUGAACGACACCACGCGAAAUUAAGCCAAGGCAUCGACCCCGAGAGUGAUGGUAAAUCAACCAUACUAUCAGAAACAGUUGCAACGGAAUUUGUCAAAGAGAUACCCGGCCAAUCAAGCGACAUGGUUUCCGAAGCUGGUGCAUCUGAAACUUCAUACGGAGGCACCCUCCUCGAGGGCACUGGUGCAGAUGCCCCCAGAAUACCACCUAUCCCAAAGAACGGCAUGGACCAGACGCCCUUUGAAUGUCCAUUUUGCUUUUACAUCAUUACGGUUCGAGACAAGAGAGCGUGGGCGCGCCAUAUCUUCCGCGAUCUGAUGCCGUAUGUCUGCAUCUUCCCAGGAUGCUCGACUCCCAACAAGCUUUACGGUGGCCGUCGACAAUGGUACCAUCAUAUCCAUCAGACACACGCUCCAACCUCGGGCACAGAUGAUACAUUUGACUGCUCAAUUUGCAAGGAGUGCUCUCUUCCCGCUGUCACGUUUCAGCGACAUGUGGGUCAACACUUGGAAGAGCUUGCGCUCUUUUUGCUGCCACGAACAUACGAAGACGAGGAUGAAAAAGUGGCGGAUGAGAACAUUUCUAACGUAUCCCUGGGCAAUCUUUCAAUGGAACUGGGUAGUGAUGACAGGAUACACCGCUACUCCAUUUUAGAAGAGGACGAUCCCUCGAGAGAGCCACAAUAUAAAAGCAAGCACUAUACAUCCUCAGUUGGAGCAAGUUUGAGUGACGAGGAGCCCGCGAGGGAUCUGGAUUUCAAAGAGGGGCAUGCCUCGUCGCCUCCUCACAGCGACGGCGAUGAUUUCGAACCCGAUCGCAGCUAUGCGACACUCAACCCGGAUCUAGUUGAUUUCUAUAAAGGGCAGGGUUCUAAUCGUGGCUACAGCAUCGGUGAGCCUGAGAGAGUCGACACGAGCCCACAAUCCGAUAUGCAUGAGUCUCAGCUCCCGCUCAGAGAGCCAGAACAUGAAAAGAGUACUCUCAAUGUUGAGGAACUGACUAGAGAAAGUGUACGAGAGGCAGAGGCUGGCAACGAGAAGCGGUCAAAGGAGUUGGCCAUGAAGGCUGCUGCUGUUGCUGAGUGGGAGCUGGAAAAAGAGCGCAUAAAUCAGGCGCAAGCUGAUGCGGCCGCCGCUAAAGCUGCUGCUGAGGCUGCUGCUGCUGAGCAGUGGAAGCUGGAACUGGAACGCGCCAAGCAGCGCGAGGCCGCCGCUACUGCUGCGAAGCUCAAGGGAUACCACGAUUAUCUGCGCGAGAUCGGAGUGACCGAGGAGGACAUGGCAGAUGUGGAAGAUGAGGCGGAUGAGGAGGUUCGGGACGAGGAUACACGAAAAGCCCACGAGGGCUUGGAGGACAUGGAGAAGGCCUGGAAAUCGACAAUGCCGGAGACGCAAGUCGGACGCGGAGAAGAAGAGAUGCGAGAGAAGAUUAUCCAGGAGAUUGAGGAUGAGGGAAUACACGCCAACAAGACCGAGGAAAAGGGGAAAGAGUCAAAGCCUGGGAUCAUGAGUGAUCCCAUUGACCCUGAGACAAAACGCCAGCCUGGGAAUCUGCCCCCUUACGUUACAGAUGUCCUGCGUGCUUGGUUUCGUGAACAUCUUGAUCACCCUUAUCCAAGUGAGGAGGACAAGCAGAUGCUCAUGAGGCAAACCGGGCUUUCAAUUACUCAGACUAGCAAUUGGUUUAUCAAUGCGCGUCGGGGACAACUGGCUGCUUUGCGUAGUCAGAUGAGGAGUGGUACAGAUGACGAAUCUCAUCAGUCUUCAAACAGUGACAUGGAUGCGGACUUGAGGCAGGGACAAGAACGUCCUGAGCAGGGGGAGGCUGACAUGACCGCAGCCAAGACCAAGGAGUCCCAAGACGAACGAACGUACCGUGUGUGGUAUUGCUGCAGCUGCAAUUUCGGGCCUCACAAUUCGUCAUUGCAUCAGACUUGCAUUAAUUGUGGACAUCCCCGCUGCUCUCGAUGUCCUCUCGAUGUCACACGUGAAGCCCCACAGGCAUCGGAAAACACAUCCAAAAGGCGCAGAUACUACCAAGAUGAUAAUCAAGAAGGGGAGGGGGAAGGGGAAGAGGAGAAAAAAACCGUGACUUGGAUCAAGACCCACCGAAAACACCUGCUGCCGGAAACCUUGUUGGCCUACCAUCUUCCUUGGGAUUGGGACCAGAACGAUACCGAUUACAUCAUUAUCAAGACUUGGAUCAGCGAGGAGUUUCAGGAGGAGCUCUUUGCCCACACUCGUCGCAUCCGCGAGGGCAAGCUCGACGACCAGCUUUCUGACCGCACGCCUGAGAUCAAGGCCAGGGAUUAUUCGGUGCAUUUUAUUGGCCAACGAGGGUCUGAUCGAAGUGUAUGA
Penicillium salamii is the source of this 2388-nucleotide messenger RNA. The record is from the annotation of a GenBank genome assembly. NCBI's taxonomy places the organism in Eukaryota, Fungi, Ascomycota, Eurotiomycetes, Eurotiales, Aspergillaceae.